CUGUGGAUUUUUGACGUCAUUUUCAAGGUUAUGAAGUGGCGAAUACGGAGUAAUGAAAAAUUCUUUGUAAUCAAAUUAAGUGAUGUUUUGUUUCUUAAUAGGUUUUGUAGGUAUGAAACGAAUCAUUUGCUGGACUCUGUAUUUUCGUAAUGGCUCAUAUUGAACCAUGCGAUGGUGAAGGAAUAGAUGAAGAGAGAAAAUCAGUAUCUCAGAAGUUUGAGAAGAAAAAUAAUAUUUUGCCAUUAUGGGGGAAUGAGCGGACAAUGAAUCUUAAUCCACUCAUAUUGACAAACAUUCAGUCCUCACAUUACUUCAAAGUGAACCUGUACGAACUGAAGACAUACCAUGAGGUAAUAGAUGAGAUCUACUACAAGGUCAACCACCUUGAGCCCUGGGAGAAGGGCAGUCGCAAGACCGCUGGCCAGACCGGCAUGUGUGGCGGGGUGCGUGGCGUGGGUGCAGGAGGCAUCGUGUCCACUGCCUACUGUCUCCUCUAUAAGCUUUUUACUCUUAAGCUGACCAGGAAGCAGAUCAACGGCCUCAUCACGCACCCCGACUCCCCCUACAUCCGCGGCCUGGGCUUCAUGUAUAUCAGAUACACGCAGCCCCCAGCUGACCUGUGGGACUGGUAUGAACCGUACCUAGAAGACACGGAGGAGCUGGACGUGAAGGCAGGCGGAGGACAGACCAUGACUGUCGGAGAGAUGCUGCGAGCCUUCCUCACCAAGCUGGAGUGGUUCUCCACUUUGUUUCCGCGGAUACCGGUACCCAUACAGCAAAAGCUGGAGAAGAAGAUGAGCGAGCGGUUCCCGCCUGUGGCAGCGGUGCGCCAGGUGAAGCCAGUACCGCAGGUCCCCAAGGAGGCCCGCCACAUCCCAGACGACGAGGUGUCUUUUGGCGAGGCAGAGCGUUUCUCGCGCCUGCGCAGGAGCGAUGACCGCGUGUCCCCUGUGCGGGAACGACCCCGGGCAGAUCGUCCGCGGGAGCCCGAGCGUGAGCGACGCAGCCGGGACCGUGAGCGACGCAGCCGGGACCGUGAGCGACGCAGCCACCACGAGCGGGACCGCCGCCACCGCACCCGCUCUCGUUCCCGUGACCGCAAGGACAGGUCUCCCCACCCUUAUGAAGAGGGUUCCAUCAGAGUUGGCAACCUCUUUCUUUGAGGAGGGGGCGGGUAUUCCACCCGACAUUGCGGCGGCCUUCUUCGCCGAAGACCUGCAGGAGGGGCCAUCGUCUUCCGCUCCUCCUCCGCCGGCCACUACGUUGCCGCUUCUGUUGGCCGGCCCCUCUGGGACAUGUCCCUGGGGUCGGCCGCUAACAGCCGACGAAUCCAGGGGGUACCCGAUACCUGCUUCACAGCAGCAGGUGCCGGCUCUGCCUAGCGGCAAGGUUGUGGCCCUGCUGAUGGUGAUGGACGCCCAGCAGGGUGGGGGGGAUUUUAAACAAAAAAAAAAUAAGUAAAUAAAAAUCUUUUUUUUGACAAAUUAAUAUGGAUGUGUUGACUACAUUAUUUCAAUAUCCAAUAUGCUAUUUACGUUACUUGUGGCUGGUAAGUUACUAGGCACAAGAAAUUUUUUAAUACGUGUAAAGAACUAUACAGUCAUGGUAGCGGGAUGCUGUAGACUGGUGUCUGGUUUAAAAGUUGUUUAAAACUCGUUUACUGUUGUUGCAACACGUAGGAUUUUUGUCUGGAAAACACACGUAAUAUUUAAUCUAAUUUGUAUAGGGUUGGGGCGAAUCCUGAUUUCCUCGAAUCCGAAUCCUAACUCAAAUCCUUGACUGGAAUUGCCGAAUCUCGAACCCAAACCCGAAUCAUUUAACAGUUGUGAGGCACCAUACUCCUGUUUUAAAAUUAAUCACAAAUUAACAAGCAAAUAGUAUUAUAGACCCUACAUAUAUUUAUAUGUAUUUAUAGCAGUUACAAGGAAUAAAAACCAAGUGAAGUAAAUUAUGAUGUACGUAUUUACAUGACAUAAAUAUGAUGUAAGAGCAACAUCCACAAAAAGUAAAAAUAAAACAGGUCACUUACAAAUUCAAACUAACCAAAUGUAAUCUUGAAGUAUGUCACUUACUUAGUGUUCAUGUACAAAAAAAUUACAACUUGUAAACAUAUUAAGAUUUUUGUUCAUAAAAGUUAACAUGUUCAUUCGUUCAGGAUCUAGUCGGCUCCUUUUCUGGUCAACAAUUAGCCCCGCAGUACUGAACAGUCGUUUAGAAAAAACGGUUGCAGGUGGACACGAAUGAUAUUUCUUGGCGACUUUUGCAAGGUUAGGAAAACAUGAUUUCCGUGUCCUCCAAAAUUUAAGAGCAACAUGACAUGCUUCAUAUUCACUGUCAAUAAAAUGUGCUGUGAUGACCAUUAAAUCAUCUUUAGCAGAUGAUGUCCACAUAUCUAAUGUGAGUGAGAUGUAUUCUGCUUGCACUAAAAGUCCCUUGACUUUCUCACAUGUAGUUUGGUACAUUUCUGGUAUAACUGUAUUUGCCAGAAAUUUUCUCGAAACCAUUGAAUAACGAGGUUCCAGAAAUGCAAUAAGCUUUCUGAAGCCUUUGUUUUCUACAACAGUGGCUGAUUCAUAUCAUUUCUGCAAUACUUAAGCCUACCUUAGUGUUUUCCUUUGCCAUCUUUGAUUGAAAACUUACAUUUUUUUGUCAUGAAUAUUGUGCUAGUGUGGGCUGUGUGAGUGAUGGUUCAAUGUUUUGAGGUUCAGAUAAAAUUCGAUUAGGCCCUGCAAUUUCUCCUGAACUGGGAGAUUCACUAUUCUCCCGUUCAUCAACAGCAAUUUUGGCCGAGUGGAGUUUAAGAUGUUUACAUAACGCACUUGUUGUACAUGACUUUCCGCGGGAUAUUUUUGCACCACAAACCAGACGUGCAGCUUUGGUGGUGUCGGAUUUGUCCAGAAUAAAAUGUUCCUAUACGUCCGUCAUCUCUGAUUGUGAUUUACGUCACGUAAAUGACUUUAAAUCACCAUUCACAACGAAAGAUAAACCACAUGUUACAUGGAAAUAUUCAGUUCAGUAGAAAAACUCGCACAGAUAAAAUCAAUACCGAUAACAAAUUAAUAAACAAACGGGACGAGACGCCAUUGUUCCGUGCCCAAUGUCGCCAAUACUUUGUGUGUGAAUUGCGUUUUGUGAAUAUUGUUUUGUUUGAACUUCGUUUCUGUUGAAAACUUUUACGUUUAUUUGUGAAUUAUUUUAUUCAUUUAUAUUCUUGAUUAAAACAUUACAAAAACAAAUUCUCAUAUGCUUAAAGAAAAUGGAACAGUGUUUGAUGAGUUCGAAGAUAAUGCAGCUGACGAUGCGCCACGAUCGUGAGUCGUGAGUGGAAGUUUGGUGCUUAUUAGGUUACGGCGAAAACAGUAAAAAUCAAUAAUACUUUUGCAUCACUGCGUGUAUUUUGAGAAGUGGCAGAUUUAUUAAUAAAUUCGUAAACUGUUGUAUGUAGGCAAAACAUAAUAUCAACACAGCUUAGGCUGGGUACAUUCUUGUUUAUAACAUCUGAUGCCUUCCUAACCUCAAAUAUGUUGUGCUUUUACUGUUUCUUGUGUAUAUACAGCAGAACAUCUGUCAUACACUUUUCAACGGAGGGCACAAAAAUGGUGUAUGAUGGGGGAAAGUGUAUGAAAAGAGAAUGGCGAUAAUAAAAAUUUUUUUCAAUCUAGCAUACCAGCACAAUAUCAGAUUAAACAUAAAUUCAUGCAAAGAAAUAAAAUAGGCUAUUUAUUGGAAAAAAAUAUCAGAAAUGUCUGUUUUUAUAAACAAAUUUAUGUAACAGAACAAUAUUCAAUAAAAAUUUAACUUCAGAAACGUAGAAUACCAAACAAUCCGAAUGUAAGGAAACAAUAACAAACGGGUAUAUUAGUUCAAUGAUUAAUGAAUGCACAAAAUAUGAGAUCCAUGCCUUGGUAAAGAGCGUGCACAGUUUUCAUAAUCAUUUCUAGUUUGCGCCACUAGUCUCGCUUCGGUGCUGGCCAUAGAUGCUACUAGUGAAGUGCACACUCUUCUUGAUGCUAUCCAUAUCUAUGGCGCAGUAAAGUUAUUUUCGUAUGUUUGCAAAUGUAAACAAUGGACGUUUUUUAAGAUAAAAGCAUUUAAACGUAGUUUAUAAGGAGGAAUAAAAGAACCAUUUGUGAAUUUUGGGACUUUUUAGCUUCGUAAAACCGUUUGAAACGGGAAAUUAAAUAUUUUAUUAGUGCAUGUUCCGGGAAAGUAAACCAUUGUAAAUUAUAAAUUAUAGUACUUUCGGCGGGAUCAAAAUUAAUCUGCGUAUGGCACGGGAAAAUGUAUGAAACGGGAACGCAUCAUCGAGGUUCAACUGUAAAGGAUUAGCGGUUAGGAUUUUUUUUAUAAAUAACCCAUACAAGCAGUUUAUGCAUAAUAAAUAAAAAAACACCGAAUCCUUUGACGAAUCCUACUUCAGACCUGCCGAAGCUUUGAAUCCCUAGGAUUCGGCGGAUUCGGCGGAUUUUGGAUUCGGUCACCCCAUCCCUAAAUUUGUAGCAAUGCGCUACUCGUAAAAUAUAUUAAAAACUGAUGUGAGGAAAAAAUAUACAUACAUUAUUUUUUUAAAAGAAACGUUACAUAAACGAGACUAUCGCAAAAUAAGAACAUAUUAUUACAAGUUACUUUUUGCCUGGUAAUAAUCAAAUGGCAGGUACAGGUAACUAACACACACAAAACUUCCUGCCACUUAACUGAAGUAAAAAUAAAAAAAUUUGUUACACAUGUUUUAUUUUUUAAGUGUGGAAAAAAAUAUGUAUUUUAACUUGGGAAAGAAAUUACAUGUGUAUACAGCUCUCUGCGAGCGCUCACGCCGCAGCGCGUCCCUACACCGCGUGAGGCAGUCUGGGUUAUUAUUAAAUCACAAGGGGGAACGCGCCGUCGCGACACGUCUGCGAUCGUUGCGCGACUCCAGCCCUUGGCAAUAUAUAAAAAUUUAAUAUAAUUACUGUAAGAGAGAAUACUAUCCUACUAAUAUUAUUAACGCGAAAGUUUGUAAGUAUGGAUGUUUGUUACUCUUUCACAUAAAAACUACUGAAUGGAUUUGAAUGAAAGUUGGCCUACAUGAGCUUAUAACCUGGAUUAACAUAUAGACCCCAUAUUAAUAUGAAAUUUUAUCCCUAAGGAAGUAAAAAGUGAUAAUUUCAUUUUAUAACAGAAAAAAAUCAUAGGUCAUAGACAUACAAAUAGUGAGUGAGUGUCAUUUCUCUAUGUCUGACAAACAAUCAUACACAAAGUAAGGUCUGGCAAAUUAAUAUUUUUCUCCUUGGUGAGACCAGUCCGCUUAGUGGAGCUCGCAGUGGCUAGCAAAAUAAAGGCACUAAUAACAGUUUUGUUCUUAACUUCGUCGAUAGAUAGAGUUGCCUUGAAUUUUAAACGCACGAUCGUUUGAUGCGUUUGUCAUGUCUUUAAUUUUCGUUUGUUUGUGCCGUAUGCGUUCCUAUACCAUUCAUCCGAUUGCGAAGAAAUUUUGGUGUUUUGUUAUGCGCAUGCCCAUGAAGGUCUACUGAGAUGGUAUAACUAUUUUUCAAUAGUUGGAGCAUGAAUUGUGUUAAAAAAUGUGUUUAUUUCAUUUUAUAUAGCGUCACUUUGUCUGUUUUUGUUGUAUAAGUGCGCACGCAUGACAAAAUUUAUUUAAAUAUUAAAGAGGAACAGAGAUAGAGUUAUUUAUAUAUAUAUAUAUAUAUAUAGUGAGAUAGAGACGGAGAGAUAAGUUGAGAUAGAUCGAGGUAUAGAGAAUGAAAUGGGUCAUUACAAAACAAAACUGAAUGAGGCAUUGUAAUGCAGGCCAAGCAUUAGCUAGAUAAUGGAAUCUUUUCGAUAUUAGUAAUCUCUUAUUUUUCAGCUGUUUUUCUAUAUUGCUUUAUAAAGUCUAAAUUAUUUACAGACCAGGUAAAUAACUAUAAACUGGCAGAACGUCUGUUGGGAUUUAAAAGUGAUAUAAAUUAAUUUUCACACUUGACAUUCAAAUUAAGAAGACAAUUACUAACUACACCCUGUGUUCAGCCCGGGCAACGCCGGGUAUUGCAGCU
Molecule: messenger RNA, 6032 nt
Organism: Bacillus rossius redtenbacheri
Lineage: Eukaryota; Metazoa; Arthropoda; Insecta; Phasmatodea; Bacillidae
Product: pre-mRNA-splicing factor 38B
Exons: 8
Coding region: 150-1163 (337 amino acids)
Cellular component (GO): precatalytic spliceosome
Source: RefSeq, a predicted model, not a curated record